CACUCCCCCCACCCCUCACGACGGCUGCGGGAAGGCGCCCAGCCCGCCGCGGAUGGGCAUCGUGGAGCCCGGCUGCGGAGACAUGCUGACCGGCGCCGAGCCGAUGCCGAGUGACGAGGGCCGGGGUCCCGGAGCCGAGCAACAGCUUCGCUUCUUCUACCCGGAGCCCGGCGCGCAGGAGCCCUCCACCGAGCGCCACCACGGAGGUGGCGGCCUGGGGACGCCCUACUCCGGGGGAGCCCUGGUGCCCGCCGCGCCCGGACGCUUCCUCGGAGCCUACGCCUACCCUCCCCGGGCCCAGGCGGCCGGCUUCCCCGGGGCCGGAGAGCCCUUCCCGCCGCCCGCGGCCGCCGAGGGUUACCCGGCCGGAGAUGGCUACGCCGCCCCGGACCCGCGCGCCGGGCUCUACCCGGGCCCCCGCGAGGACUACGCGCUGCCCGCGGGGCUGGAGGUGUCGGGGAAGCUGAGGGUGGCGCUCAGCAACCACCUGUUGUGGUCCAAGUUCAACCAGCACCAGACGGAGAUGAUCAUCACCAAGCAGGGGAGGCGAAUGUUCCCAUUCCUCUCGUUCACCGUGGCCGGGCUGGAGCCCACGAGCCAUUACAGGAUGUUUGUGGAUGUGGUCUUGGUGGACCAGCACCACUGGCGGUACCAGAGCGGCAAGUGGGUGCAGUGUGGCAAGGCAGAAGGCAGCAUGCCAGGGAACCGCUUGUACGUCCACCCAGACUCCCCCAACACCGGAGCCCACUGGAUGCGCCAGGAAGUUUCAUUUGGGAAACUAAAGCUCACCAACAACAAGGGGGCUUCCAACAAUGUGACCCAGAUGAUCGUCCUGCAGUCCCUCCACAAGUACCAGCCCCGGCUACACAUCGUGGAGAUGAACGACGGAGAGACAGAGGCCACCUGCAACGCCUCCAACACUCACGUCUUCACUUUCCAAGAGACCCAGUUCAUUGCGGUGACUGCCUACCAGAACGCUGAGAUCACUCAGCUGAAAAUCGACAACAAUCCCUUUGCCAAAGGCUUCCGGGAGAACUUUGAGUCCAUGUAUACAUCUGUUGACACCGGCGUCCCCUCCCCACCCGGACCCAACUGUCAACUCCUUGGGGGAGACCCUUACUCACCUCUUCUGUCCAGCCCUGUUCCCAGCCGCUUCUACCCUGACCUUUCCGGCCAGCCCAAGGAUGUGGUGUCACAACCUUACUGGCUGGGCACGCCUCGGGAACACAGUUACGAGGCUGAGUUCCGAGCAGUGAGCAUGAAGCCCUCGUUCCUGCCCUCUGCCUCCGGGCCCACUGUGUCCUACUACCGAGGCCAAGAAGUCCUGGCACCAGGAGCUGGUUGGCCUGUGGCCCCUCAGUACCCUCCUAAGAUGAGCCCGGCUGGCUGGUUCCGUCCCAUGCGAACUCUGCCCAUGGACGCUGGCCUGGGGGUCACAGAUGGAAGGGGGCCAGAGGAACAGGGCUCCCUGUCACUGUGGACUGAGGUCCCCUCCCUCAGGCCGGAGCCCAGCGACUCGGGACUAGGCGAAGGGGAGUCAAAGAGGAGGAGGAUAUCUCCCUACCCUUCCAGCGGAGACAGCUCCUCUCCUGCCGGGGCCCCCUCGCCCUUUGAUAAGGAAACCGAAGGCCAGUUUUAUAACUAUUUUCCCAACUGAGAAGAUGCCACAGAAUCGGAAGGCGCCAACUAAUUUAGAAAACAGACACGGGGCCGAGAAGCCCCGAGCUCUCGCCAUCCCUUCCCUGUGCGGUGAUUGGUUGGGGAAGGAGAGGGGCAAGAAGGAUCCUGGGGUUCCCUUGCUGUUUCCUGGCCCACUAGGAAAUGUGACAGGAGUGUCCCCUGUCCCUUCCUCUGCCCAAAUCACAGUCAUGUACCUGGUGCUGCUUUUGACCGAUGGUUCCCUAGAGAAUGGACUCCAGAAAGUUUUGGACCCAGUUUUGGACUUCAUGGCUUCUGGCCGGGUGGAAAGGUCAGGGAAGCUUCCGGGACUGAAGACCUGUCCUCUUCUUCAACUGUUGGUCUCUCACCUGAACUGUUAAUCUCUGACCUGAAAGUAAAGAUACCUACAUGCAUUUUCAUAACAGCCAACCAACCAGAGACGCUCAGGUGAUCUGGGGUGGACUGGGCCCACCUGCCUGUCAGGAGGCAGAAGAGUGGGUGCAGAGGAAGGGGUCGGUGGGGUGCUCAUCUCCCUGCGCGAGGUCACUUCAAACCCGUGUGUGUACACACACGCUCUGUUUCUUUCUUUUUUAAGUUUCUUUGGGAGGGGGAGGCUAUUUAUUGUGGAGAGAGUGGUCUCUUGUUUUCCUCACUUUCCGAAAUAAACAUGGAACCGGU
This is a messenger RNA of Meriones unguiculatus (Mongolian gerbil), 2337 nucleotides long. It is a transcript of the gene Tbx21, whose product is annotated as T-box transcription factor 21. The record is from RefSeq and is a predicted model, not a curated record. Gene Ontology annotation, biological process: regulation of transcription by RNA polymerase II; lymphocyte migration; positive regulation of DNA-templated transcription. The coding region runs from base 53 to 1657 and encodes 534 amino acids. NCBI's taxonomy places the organism in Eukaryota, Metazoa, Chordata, Mammalia, Rodentia, Muridae. Gene Ontology annotation, molecular function: DNA-binding transcription factor activity, RNA polymerase II-specific; RNA polymerase II cis-regulatory region sequence-specific DNA binding. Gene Ontology annotation, cellular component: nucleus. The transcript has 6 exons.